Messenger RNA from Metschnikowia bicuspidata var. bicuspidata NRRL YB-4993, 3258 nucleotides. RefSeq names its product Nik1p (gene NIK1). Lineage: Eukaryota; Fungi; Ascomycota; Pichiomycetes; Serinales; Metschnikowiaceae. The record is from RefSeq and is a predicted model, not a curated record. Gene Ontology annotation, molecular function: phosphorelay sensor kinase activity. The coding region runs from base 1 to 3258 and encodes 1085 amino acids. Gene Ontology annotation, biological process: phosphorelay signal transduction system; phosphorylation; cellular hyperosmotic response. Gene Ontology annotation, cellular component: membrane. The transcript has 2 exons.
AUGGAUACCGCAGCGUUGUUGGCGAUUCUUGACGAUCCAAGCGCGUUUGCUGAACAGGCGCCGCUACUACGCCAGGACUUGCGGCGCGUCCUAGCCGCCCAGAACACGCAGAUCAAGGAGUUGUCGCUGGCGCAUAACACCGCGUGUGAAGCCAACAAGGCUUUCAAGCUGGCGCUUUCGGAGAUCGGCACCGUGGUGAUCUCCGUCGCCAUGGGCGACUUGCUGAAGAAAGUCGAGAUCCACUCGGUCGAGCUGGACCCGGAGAUUUUGAAGGUCAAGAUCACCAUCAACACCAUGAUGGACCAGCUCCAGGCGUUCGCGACCGAGGUCACCAAAGUCGCCACCGAGGUCGCCAACGGCGAGUUGGGCGGCCAGGCCAAGAACGAGGGCUCCGUGGGCAUCUGGCGCUCGUUGACCGACAACGUCAACAUCAUGGCGUUGAACCUCACCAACCAGGUGCGAGAAAUCGCCGACGUCACGCGCGCGGUUGCCCAGGGCGACUUGUCCCGCAAGAUCAACGUCCAUGCGCAGGGCGAGAUCUUGCAGUUGCAGAUGACCAUCAACACCAUGGUGGACCAGCUCCGAACGUUUGCGUUCGAGGUGUCCAAAGUCGCGCGUGACGUGGGGGUCCUUGGUAUUUUGGGCGGCCAGGCCUUGAUCGAGAACGUCGAGGGGAUCUGGAAGGAACUCACGGAUAACGUCAACGCCAUGGCGCUCAACUUGACCACGCAGGUGAGAAACAUUGCCAACGUCACGACUGCUGUUGCUCAGGGCGACUUGCUGAAGAAGGUCACCGCCGACUGCAAGGGUGAAAUCCUAGACUUGAAGCUCACAAUCAACCAGAUGGUGGACCGCUUGCAGACCUUUGCUCUCGAGGUCACCACGUUGUCUCGCGAAGUCGGAACCUACGGUAUCUUGGGCGGCCAGGCGAACGUCCGUGAUGUCGAGGGAGCUUGGAAAGCCGUGACCGAGAACGUCAACUUGAUGGCCACCAACUUGACCAAUCAAGUCAGAUCCAUCGCCACAGUCACCACGGCCGUUGCGCAUGGCGACUUGUCCCAAAAGAUCGACGUGCACGCCCAAGGAGAAAUCUUGCAGUUGAAGAACACCAUCAACAAAAUGGUGGACUCCUUGCAGCUCUUCGCCUCCGAGGUCUCUAAAGUUGCCAGAGAUGUCGGUAUCAAUGGUAAGUUGGGCAUUCAGGCUCAAGUCUCUGAUGUUGAUGGUUUGUGGAAGGAAAUCACCUCCAAUGUCAAUACCAUGGCUGCGAACUUGACGUCCCAGGUCAGAGCUUUUGCUCAGAUUACAGCAGCAGCCACCGACGGCGACUUCACUCGCUUUAUCACUGUCGAGGCUUCUGGUGAGAUGGAUGCCUUGAAGACCAAGAUUAAUCAGAUGGUGUUCAAUUUAAGAGAGUCCAUUCAAAGAAACACUGCUGCAAGAGAGGCCGCCGAAUUGGCCAACAGCGCUAAAUCGGAAUUUUUGGCGAACAUGUCGCACGAAAUCAGAACGCCGUUGAACGGUAUCAUUGGUAUGACCCAAUUGUCCCUUGAUACCGAGCUUACACAAUAUCAGCGUGAAAUGUUGAGCAUUGUCCACAAUUUGGCCAACUCUUUGCUUACAAUUAUCGAUGACAUUCUUGAUAUUUCUAAAAUCGAGGCGAACAGAAUGACUGUUGAGCAGAUUGACUUUUCAUUGAGAGGCAACGUGUUUGGUGCUUUGAAAACUUUGGCCGUCAAGGCCAUCGAGAAAAACUUGGAUCUCAUCUACCAAUGUGAUUCUUCGUUCCCAGAUAACUUGAUUGGCGAUUCAUUUAGAUUGCGCCAAGUUAUUCUCAAUUUGGCGGGCAAUGCCAUUAAGUUCACUAAAAAGGGAAAAGUCAGCGUGAGUGUUCGGAAGUUUGGCGGGGUCCCAGAAGAUCCGGACAAACUUCUUCUAGAGUGUUGUGUGAGCGAUACUGGAAUUGGCAUUGAAGAAGACAAACUUGGCUUGAUUUUCGACACAUUCUGUCAAGCAGAUGGGUCCACUACGAGAAAGUUUGGAGGAACCGGUCUUGGUUUGUCAAUCUCAAAGCAAUUAAUCCAUCUUAUGGGUGGUGAAAUCUGGGUUACUUCUGAUUAUGGUCAUGGAUCCAACUUCUCUUUCACGGUGUCUGUGUCUCGUUCCAAUAUUCAAUACUCUGCAAACAGCGAGCUGCUUAUGCCUUUCAGAAAUCAUCACAUUUUGUUCAUUUCAACAGAUCACAACGAUUCUGAACUCGAGGAAAUUCAAAAUAAUAUUAUUGGGCUUGGCUUGGAACCAGUUAUCGCAAGAUCUACCCAAGAGGCAAAUCUUUCGGAGCCAAUCAACUACGACAUAAUUAUGAUAGACUCUAUCAAUACCGCGAAAGAGUUGAGAUUGUUGCCCGAGGUUAAAUACAUUCCCUUGGUCUUAUUACACCACUCCAUACCUGAGUUGAAUAUGAGGGUUUGCAUAGACUUGGGAAUCUCGUCGUACGGGAACACUCCCUGCACAAUCUCGGACUUGGCAAGUGCUAUAAUACCGGCUUUAGAAUCCAGAUCUAUUGCUCAGAACACAGAUGAUUCUGUCUCCUACAGAAUUCUCUUGGCCGAGGACAAUUUGGUCAAUCAAAAGUUGGCUGUAAGAAUUUUGGAGAAACAAGGACAUCAAGUGAAGGUGGUUGAAAACGGCUUAGAAGCAUUUGAGGCUGUCCAGAAAAAGAAAUUUGAUGUUGUUUUGAUGGAUGUACAAAUGCCGGUCAUGGGCGGGUUCGAAGCCACCGAAAAGAUCAGACAAUGGGAGAAGAAACUGAAUCCCAUCGACUCUCUCAGCUUCCGGACUCCGAUCAUAGCAUUGACUGCCCAUGCAAUGUUGGGUGAUCGAGAAAAAUCUCUCGCAAAGGGAAUGGACGAUUAUGUUUCGAAGCCAUUAAAACCGAAAUUGUUAAUGCAGACGAUUGCGAAGUGCAUACACAACAUGAAACAAUUAAAGGAAUUAUCGAAACAAAACAACAGCAACCGCACUUCAGACUUUGCCAAGAAUUUACAAAAAAUCAAAAGUUCUCAAACACCCGGUACCAGCGAACAAGGUGGAGGAUCUCCAACCAGAGCGACUGCCACCAACGGGCUCGACUCUGGGGCUUUGACUACUCGGCAUUCGGAGGAAGUUGUCACCAAGACCAGGCCAGGUGCGCUUUCGGCAGGUAGUCGGUCUCAAACAGAAAGCUAUUUGUUAUUCUCAAAGAAGGAUGACGCUUGA